This is a messenger RNA of Anguilla anguilla (European eel), 2959 nucleotides long. RefSeq names its product gamma-glutamyltransferase 5b (gene ggt5b). Gene Ontology annotation, cellular component: plasma membrane. Gene Ontology annotation, molecular function: leukotriene-C(4) hydrolase activity; glutathione gamma-glutamate hydrolase. The record is from RefSeq and is a predicted model, not a curated record. The coding region runs from base 1 to 1683 and encodes 560 amino acids. Gene Ontology annotation, biological process: glutathione catabolic process; inflammatory response; leukotriene D4 biosynthetic process. Lineage: Eukaryota; Metazoa; Chordata; Actinopteri; Anguilliformes; Anguillidae. The transcript is spliced from 12 exons.
AUGGCCCGGACCAAGCAUCAAUCGCGGCGCUGUUGCUGCUUGUGUCUCGCUUUGCUGUGCGUAAUUGCGGUAGUCAUAUUGUGCGUUGUCUUAUUUUCCAAGCUCCGAUGUUCAGACGGGGACUUCAAACAUGCGGCGGUCGCCGCAGACUCACAGAUGUGCUCGGAAGUCGGCAGAGACAUGUUGCAGCGCGGUGGGUCAGCAGUAGAUGGCGCCAUUGCAGCACUGCUGUGCACCACUCUGGUGCACCCCCAGAGUAUGGGGCUGGGAGGGGGCGCUAUAUUUACCAUCCUGGAUAAGAACGGCAAAGUGAAAGUCAUCAACUCCAGAGAGACCGUCCCGAAGGGUUUCACACCUGACCUGCUGAGGUCCUGUCCGAAAGACUUCACAUCAAUCACAGGCAGCAAGUGGAUCGGCAUCCCCGGGGAGAUCCGGGGAUACGAGCAAGCUCACCGCCUCUACGGCAAACUGCCGUGGGCGGAGCUGUUCCAGCCGGCCAUCAAGCUGGCGCGGGACGGCUUCCCCCUGCCCCCGGUCCUGGCGCGGUACCUCCACAAUCCACUGAUAAAGAAGCGCGUGGAGGCCUCCCCUCUGUGCGAGAUAUUCUGCAACAAGAAUAAGACGGUUCUGCAAAUGGGCGAGACACUGAGGUACCCACGGCUGGCAGAAACCAUGGCAACCAUCGCCAAGCAUGGUGCUGAUGCUUUCUACACAGGCAAGAUUUCUCAAGACCUGGUCAAAGAUGUGCAAGACGCAGGAGGGACAUUAUCGUUGGAGGAUCUGGAAUCUUACCAGGCCAGGGUGACCGAACCCUGGACAGUUCCUCUGGGAGAAUACAAACUGUACAUCCCUCCCCCCCCAGCCGGGGGCGCCAUUCUUGGCCUCGUCCUCAACAUUAUGAAAGGAUUCAAUCUCUCACCCUCCUCAGUGGAAGGCGAGCAGCAGGUUCUGACUUUUCACAGGUUUGCCGAAGCCUCCAAGUUUGCAAGAGGGCAGAAGAAGAGUGUCAGGGAUCCCAACUUUAGCUCAGGAAAGGAGGCCCCCAGGCUGAUCGAGGAUGACUUUGCCGAUCGCAUCAGGUCGAUGAUCCGCAGCAACGCGUCCCGCGACCCUGCGUAUUACAACUUCACGCUCUCCGUUGACCGGCAAGGCACCACGCACUUGUCCGUCCUGGCUGAGGACGGCACCGCCGUCUCCGUCACCAGCUCCAUCAAUCGCAUCUUUGGCUCUGCCAUCUACUCUCCCAAAACUGGUGUAAUCUUCAACGACCAGCUGUUGGACUUCUGUGGGAUUGCGGAUCGCAUGACCGCCGGAGAGCAGCCUCCCUCCUCCAUGGCCCCAUCGCUCCUCCUGUCCCAGUCCAGGGGGAAAACCCUGGUGAUCGGGGCAUCUGGAGGCAGUCUGAUCACUUCCGCGAUGGCCCUGACCAUCAUGAACCACGUGUGGUUUGGGAAGAGCCUGCAUGAUGCCGUCAGCGCCCCUCUGCUCUAUGUGGACGCCAACAACGAUCUGAACUUUGAGUCCGGCUUCAACGAGAGGUUGCGUGAGCAGCUGCUGGAACGUGGGCACGUGAAGGGGGCGUGGCCGUACUUCUUCAACGUGGUGAACGCCGUGACGAAGGAGGGCGGCUGCAUCAGCGCCAUGUCGGACCUCAGGAAGCUGGGAAAGGCAGCGGGCUACUGAGGACUCGCCGUGGCAACCGCGCUGGCUGCCAGCCCGAUGCCCGAUUUACCGGGCGCUGUAGAGGAAGAAUGCUAUUGGUUGGGAAUUUAUCACAAGGUGCGUUCGACACGUCGCCUGUUUUGUACAUCUGGACUUGGCCCAUUCAAACCCUGAGGCUGAACAUUUAUGGGCAAACCUGACCACGUGAUCAUGAUUAUGACUUUACCGCGCACUGCGGACUACAGCUGCCCAGCCUGACCAAUCACAGCAGAACGGAUGUAGAAAACCAACAGUGUCCAAUCAACGGUAAACUGCAGCAGAAUGCAUUUUGAAUUAUGUCCAUUUAUCUGAUUACUCGCAAGAUCUCUGCAGCUAUUAUGAGAUGUAGCUUACUGUUUUUAAAUGGUUGUUUUUUUUAUUGCUGAAAUGUAGCUAGCUAAAGAGGUCCAUUUCCAAGCUGAAAUAACUUCUUUUUUUUUUGCGCUCAUGUGACUGAAUUUUUUAACAUGUACAGGCUAUGCUAUCUGUACAUUGCUAAGAGUCUGCAGGUGGAAUUGGGCCCCACCACCCCAAUGAACAAAUCAAGAAAUGAUCAAACAAAAUUUCUGCGGUUUGGGGGGCAUCUUCUGCAGCAAGGUGCAGUAAGAGCAUGACACCAAAAAUGACUGCUGUGACUCAAAGAUCGGGACCCCCCCCCAAAUUCCAAACACCUCCCCCUGUUGUCUCACUCAUCAGACACAAGACUUGCACCUGUUUCACAAUCGCACGCCCGGUUCCAAAAAUCACUGAAGUGAAAAUAAAUUUUGGUUUAAGCUACCUUAUAGCCAGUUACUCUGGGUAAGGAUAUACACUAAAUGAAUGUAUUUUGAUGUGGUGUAUUGUCAGUGAAGUGACCCGGCUGGAUUAUCGGUGAUGUAGACUGUGAAAUUUCUGUAUUGUCACACCAAAACAUCGGGUCGAUUGUAGCAUCGCAGUCAGUUCUUAGCACGCAGCUGAGCAUGCUAAAACGAGAUUUGGGAAGUUAUUGACUGCAGCGUGUUCCGUAUCGACUGAUCCCAAGUCCCUUACUAGUCCCAAUGUUCAGUGUUUGUUUUCCCUGCCAUUGUGCUGAUGAUCCUGAGCGGAAUUCUGAGAAAUUUAAAGGUUCUGUUGUAGGCAUGGUAAAAUCAGAGAGUGAGAAAGCUUUAGUAUUUGGUGUGGGCUAAUUUUUAAAAUUCCUAAACCAUCCAUGAUCGCAGUGAUUACAACACAGAGCCUAUGUGAAAAAGAAAAUGCAUUAAAACCUCUAUCAAAUACA